Jatropha curcas is the source of this 1143-nucleotide messenger RNA. RefSeq lists its product as uncharacterized. The record is from RefSeq and is a predicted model, not a curated record. NCBI's taxonomy places the organism in Eukaryota, Viridiplantae, Streptophyta, Magnoliopsida, Malpighiales, Euphorbiaceae.
AUUACUAAUUUACACUUCGAGCACACAGUUUACAGAGUCGCAAAGGCCUAUCAACAAAUAUCUCUUCACGCUUCUUAGCUCCCUCCUUCUCCCUUUCUUUCUCUCUUUGUGUAUUUCUGUCUCUUUUUCUCUGUGUAGGUGGUUUCAUUUGGCUAUGUUUUUCUGGGGGCCACGCCUUUAGUACUUUAUGCAAAUCCUUAAUAUCUUCGAAUCUCGAUGUUUCUUGAUCUGGGUAUCAAGUGUUUCUUCUUUAGAUCAUUAUUUUAGACUUUAAAAAUCUUUACUUUUGUCCAUCAGCAGGGAAGAAUCCAACUGGUUCUUGGUCUUUUUUCAGUUUUGUUUGUUUUCUUAACAGAUUCAGAGUAAUGGGUCUCUUGUUGAGGAUGCAAAUAAGCUUUUUCCAAAACCAGAAAUAUUCUUUGUCCGUAUGAGUUGUUCUUUCACGUUAUUGUAAAGUUAUGGGUAGAGGUAGAGGAAAGGGAAAAAAAUUGACUGUUAGCAAUCAUGAGGAUCCUGGAAGUGGUGAGGAAGAGAAAAUUCCUGCACAAAAGAGAAGAGGAAGGCCUCAAAAACCAUUGAAGGAUGAUAUUGAUGAAGAAGAAGUUGAAAAAAUAGAGGAGGAAGAUGGAGAGAAUGGAAAAACAGGGAUUACAAGCAAAGAGAUAAAAAGUCCAAUAGCAGCAGAAAAUGGAAAGAAAAGGAAGCGAUACUCACAAGCAAAGGAGAAGCCUGAUUCAGUUAAGGAAGAAAAUGGUGUUACUACCAGAUCAAGUACUGAUGAUUCCACUAAAUCAAAUGGAUUCCGGCAUAACGGAAGCAGGCGGAAAAACAAGCCUCGACGAGCUGCUGAGGCAGGUGUUGAAUGCAAAUGAUGAUUGGCAUGACUUUACGUGGGUCAUUUAUGAUGGGUCUCUUGUUUUGACUUGCUGGAUGAAUUACAAGAUUGGACGUGAGGCCUAGUAAAUCUCUAGUUCCACAUUGUUUUUUGGUUUAUUAUUUUGAAGAUCUUUUUGGCAACUUUCAAUUGUUAAUUCCUUUUCAUUUUCAUUGGGAGUUUUGAAACGUAUUUGCUGCCUGUAAUUUUUGAUAAUAUUAUUAUGUUUUAUAUUAUCACUAAUAUUUCAUAUCAAGUGAUUUACAUAA